UGUACUUGCGAUAGCUGCUGGGAUUGUUGAAGGCAUGAAUCUUGGUAAUAAUUCCAUGGCAGCUCUUGUAGCACAAGGCUGUUCUGAGAUUCGAUGGCUAGCAACAAAGAUGGGUGCAAAACCAGCAACAAUUACUGGUCUAUCUGGAACUGGAGACAUCGUGCUUACAUGUUUUGUAAAUCUUUCAAGAAAUAAAACAGUUGGAGUUCGUCUCGGAUCAGGGGAGAAGCUUGAAGAUAUACUCAGUUCCAUGAAUCAAGUAGCCGAAGGUGUGUCGACUGCUGAAGCUGUGAUUGCAUUGGCACAAAAAUAUGAUGUUAAAAUGCCGGUCCUGACAGCAGUUGCUCGGAUUAUGGACAGCGAGCUAACCCCAAAGAAAGCUGUUCUUGAAUUAAUGAGCCUCCCACAGGUGGAAGAAGUUUGAAAACCAAGUAUUUAUCUU
Messenger RNA from Hibiscus syriacus, 442 nucleotides. RefSeq names its product glycerol-3-phosphate dehydrogenase [NAD(+)] 2, chloroplastic-like. The record is from RefSeq and is a predicted model, not a curated record. Gene Ontology annotation, molecular function: glycerol-3-phosphate dehydrogenase [NAD(P)+] activity. The transcript has 4 exons. Gene Ontology annotation, cellular component: cytosol. NCBI's taxonomy places the organism in Eukaryota, Viridiplantae, Streptophyta, Magnoliopsida, Malvales, Malvaceae. Bases 35 to 424 code for a protein of 129 amino acids. Gene Ontology annotation, biological process: carbohydrate metabolic process; glycerol-3-phosphate metabolic process.